CCGCGGAGACCGGAAGAGAACCCUCUCUCCCUGAAGAAGUCCUCUGACAAGAGGAGCAAAAGAGAGAGAGAGAGAGAGAGAGAGAGAGAGAGAGAGAGAGAGAGAGCUAAAAAGAGGGAGCUAGAGAGAGAGAGAGAGAGAGAGAGAGAAAGAGUGACAGUAAACAUACUUGCAGAAAACAUACGUCGUUCUAAUCGAGAGUGUCACCGCCUGUGCAAGCGCGGAAGUGCGUUACAGAUUAUCACGAGUAAAACCGACAACAAGCAUCGUUCGUCGCGUGAGGACACGUGCUGCGCGAUCUAAGUGUCUUCUUCUCUCCAAACGUCCCGCCAGAUCAACUCGUUUGGCUCUCCUAUUGUCACUUGUAAUCGGAGCGAUUUUUCAAUGUGAACCCUUUCGGACGAGAGCCUCGUCGUAUUGUCAUCUAUGACUUUUUGCAAGUGACAUAUUUGAGGAUACUACUCGUGUGACACGUGUGUUUAUUUGCCGUUGUUUUUGUCUGCGCACGUGUUUUCUCAAGACGUCUAAGAGAGAGAGAAAAGAUCCGAGAAAAGAAAGUCUGAAAGACUUUUGACAGUUCCAGCUUGCGUGUCAAGAUUUAACGCUGUCUUUCGAAAGUUUAGUUUGGUUUUCUCCGAUGAUUGACGCUUGUCAACGAAGAAGAGAGAUAUAAGGAAGUGAGAAAGGAGCAGUGGAGAAAAAAAAAAGAAAAAAAAGGGACAAGAAGAGAAAAUUGAGGAAGAGGAAGAGAAGAGGAAGAAGAAGCGAAAGAAGCCUCGAAGCGAAGACCAGGACUCGCCGCACGCUCGCCGCUUACGUAUCAGCAAGAGCGGGCUGUGUUGUGUAAGAGCUGAAAGUAAAAGUUGAAACCGCCGUGACUUGAGCUCGCGGGAGCGCGUGCUGCGCGCGCUAAAAUCCGAUCCUGCCUCCCGUAAGCUACGGGCAUAGCCGAAUAUCUCUCGCCUCUCUCUUUCCGGCCGUCUUUCUCCGGACUUUUGUGUGUUCUUUCUCCCAAAGAUAAACAGAAAAAAAAGAGACAGUAAGAACGAGAGAGAGAGAGAGAGAGAGAGAGAAAGAGUGCGCGCGCGCGUGUGUGUGGUAUUUGUGUGUUUUUGCGCGCUCGGAUUCGCAUAAUCACGAACGCCUCUUCGACGCCCUUGACGAGAAACGCCGCGGAGGACGUGGAGGAUCUAUCCGUGGAAGUCGGAGAGGGCGUGCUAGGGAAAGAACGCGGAGAAGAGAGAAGAGGGACGGCGCUCUCCGUUUAUUGCGUAACAACGUUUUCUAGUCCGCUGCUUCGCGAAAUACGCUCACGCGGUAUUUUGCUCGCGCGCUCGCUCGAGGAGGAGGUGUAUUAUCUGCGCGCAUAGUGUUGACGUGACGUGGUGGUUUCCCGUCGUUGUCGUCAUCGUCGUCAUCGUCGUCGUCGUCGUCGUCGUCGUCGUCGUGGUUGAAAAGGCGAGUUCUAUACGCGUGGUAACAGCCGCUAGAACGAGCGAUGGAAAGUAAUCGCGCGUUUCACUCGGUUCAACGCGAAACGCGAGUGUUCAAGGUCACCAUCCCUGGCAUAUCCCACCGGUAAUCCCUCCAUUUCCGGAGUUACUAGAGAGCGGUCAUUAUCAUCGUCAUCAUCAUCAUUAUCAUCAUUAUCGUCAUUAUCGUCGUUGUCAUCAUCAACUGGGUAGCACAACUGCGGUGGAAGGACUCGACGCGGUAUUCGCGUGCGAAUUUAACUUGUCUCUCUCUCUCUUUCUCUCUCGGUUCGCGAUCGACGGCCCGCUCGCUUUUACCUCGCCGCCUCGUCCGGGCGCAAGAAGUUUCGCAAAAGGGAUUACAACACGCAGAAGAGAAAGGAGACAAACAGACGGAAAGGGAGACGCGAAAGGGAAAAGGACAGCGAAGAAAGAGAGAGACAGACCAAGACGGAGAGGGAGACAAGGGGCAAGAGGAGGAGGAAGAAGAGGAGGAGGAGGAGAAGGAGAGGAACAUACCGCGACACGACACCCGUGUGCGGAAAAACCGCAGGAGGAGGAUACGGAUCUCUCGCGCGGAGGACGGGAAUCCUCGCGAACGUCGCGUGGUUCGACGACGAGGACGAGGAAGGCCGGAGGAAGUCGAGGACUCGCUCUCGGAACGAGGAGAAAGAGGCGGAGGGCAGACAGACCGUGUAGGACGGGUCUGAAAGACGAUCCGGAUGUGGCGAGAGCCGUUCGCUUUCCGCUCUACCGCACCUCUCUUGAUUCUUACCGACAUUGAAUUCGCGGAGAAGAGUCUCAUCAUCGUAGUCGUCAUCAUCGUUGACGUCGAUAUCGCUGUCGCGCGAAAAAUUUGUUAAUUCGCGAUAAAGGUGCUGGUUGGAAAACAGCCACUACGGGGGGACACACGGCCAAGCGGAAUUAAAAGCGUGUUUAAAAAGGUUAGCGGGAUAAAAAAGGCGCGCGCGCGAAAGGAUAAGAGAAAGGAAUAGGAGCCACCUCCGAGUCCUUGAGAGUACCCAACGGGUAAAAGUGCCGCGCGCAGAGAGCCAGCCGGUUGACCCUGGACAGUCAACGGAGCAGACUUCGCGAAAAAACUUCUUCCCGUCAUCAUCGUCGUAGUCGUCGCCCUUCUUCGUCAUUAUCGCGGAAAGAUCGUCGGCGAAUCUCUGUACGUCGAGGACCCGCCUUUUAUAUACGAAGUGUACGUGCGACAGGGAAAACCACGUGCGUGUGACAUCGCGCGAGCGCGCCUUCAAAAGAACGGAACGCGAUGACAAGGAUUGGGAGAAACAGCUGAAACCGAUGAAAAUUCGCCGAUCUCAUCCAACCGGCUUUUGAAAUUGAUUUUCGUUCAAUUUUUCGUCGAAGAACGCGUACCCACACCAAGUGUGAAGUGUGAUACAUAAAGUGUCGCCCAUUUUUCUCCACAAUCCAUAUUGGAGUACCUUUCGUGUUUGAGUUUAUCUUUCGUUCGACGUCUACUGAUCUGUUUCUCACGUGCUCUCAGUGGGUGACCCAUGCCGUGGAAUAUCAAUGUACGUCACGUGUCCACAGCGUCGUUCACGUUGCCGCUGUCACAGGAUCUCGGCUCCUCGUCGCCGGCUCGCAAGGAGGAUGCCACGUUCGACGUGACAAUCCCAAAGGAUACAUAUAUACAUAAAUAACGCGUCGCGUUACUUAUCCUGGAUACUAUCGCCGAUCGCACAUUGUGGAUAGCAGCAGAAAAAGCGUAAGACGAUGUAUACUGACGGUCUCCUGACCCUCCACUAUGGAAAACAUCCAGCGACCUUGGCCGCAGAGGUCGGGGCCUGGUACAGCGGGGACCGUCACGUGGACGUGACUCUGGCAUGCGACGAUGGGUCCAUCGUGAAGGCCCAUCGCGUCGUUUUGGCAGCAGCGAGUCCCCUCUUAGCUAGUUUACUACGGAAUCCUGUACUGGAUCAUGUGGUUCAUUUAUCUGGUGUCCGAAAGACUCAAUUGAAUCAUUUGUUGGAGUUUUUGUAUAACGGAGAAGCGCUGAUACCGUCGACAGAGCUUACACCGUUGAAGGAACUUUUCGAGCUUCUUCAAAUUAAUUCGGAGUUAUUUGGGCCCAAUCAACCUCAAACUUCUAGUAAUUCUGAUCCCGAAAGGAUAUCGACUCCGCAGCCUUCAGAAGGCCAAGAGAGUUCCAGUUAUGAAUCCCAAUAUGAUAGCAGACAGUCCAAUAAUCUCGCGGACUGUUGCUCUGUUCUUAUUAAAACGGAAGGCUGCGAAGAGGAGCCGGAAGUGGAUGUGGAGGGUGUGGAAGGCGAGAGUCUUCUUACGGAUAACAGAGAGAGCAAUAUGGAAACUCCUAGAAGGAGGGACAGCUCCGAUCCUGUUAAUUUGAGUCUCAAUUCCGGCGCUUCGGUUACGAGCGACAGCUCGCACGAUAUACAUAGGCCUGAGAAGCAAAUAUUCGAAAGGCGAGAAUCUCUCGAGGAAGCUGAAGAGAGGAAGCGACAGCUGGUGACGCGGCUAGCGUUAGGUUUAGAACCCGGCAAGAGGAAACCCGAAGAGAUACCGAUCCCACCUGCGGAGGCGUACGUCGUGACACCUCAUCGCAAGCGAAGGCCAGGCUUCCACAACGCUCCCGCGCAAAAUCCUGCCUUCGUACCCUUCAAUCCUGGAUUCGAAACGCCCAGGAGAUUGCAGGCGCCACAUCAGCUAAGCGUUUCGGCACCACCGUACCUGCAGGAUAGAUCGGCGACAUCGCCGUCGCAUCGACCGCCGAGUGCCGAUCCGGCGUCGGCGGCGGCUCUGGAGCCACCCUGGGGCACCUGGACCCUGCCACCAGCCCGAGCACCACCGCCGCCGCCGUCGACGGACGAUCCGCCCAAGUCUACUCCCGUGCGUGAAUACCGGUGUAGCUACUGCGGCAAGCAGUUCGGUAUGUCGUGGAAUCUGAAGACUCACCUACGAGUGCACACGGGCGAGAAACCAUUCGCAUGUAGACUCUGCGUUGCCAUGUUCAAGCAGAAAGCGCAUCUGCUUAAGCAUCUCUGCUCGGUGCACCGUGGCGUGAUAGCCGCCCCCGACAAUACGUUCUCGUGCUGCUUCUGCUCGUCGUCCAACUUCGUCAAUCUCCAGGACCUCAUCAGGCAUCUUUCGGGCCCGCACAACAAUCUGCUACUUAGCAGAAAUCUGCAUCGCGAGUACAAUCACGAAUAGCGACAAGAUCAAAGGCCAUCCGGUGCUGAGGAGUGCUCCUCGAGCGCGUAAUAACGGGUCCUUGGAGCAAGCUUUCUGAUGCUCCUAGGAUUUCGUUAAGACGAUUGAGACACUCGACUGUUAUUGGAUACUGUUAUGAAUUCGAAAGUUCAAAAACGCACAAAUUUUUUUCUCUAAAAAUAAUGCUUGCCGUUGUCUUAACGAAGAAAUGAAAGAAGAAUAUACCAGGUGUUACAAAUUCCUUAAAGUCAACUAAUCUUUGACGUACUCGAAUGCAUCAUUUAUAGAUAUUCGUACAUCGUGAUCCUUAAUUAUUCAAAGAAAUAAUAAUAUAUUUUUUUUAUCUACAUAUCUAGAUGUACACGUGUUUUACAUUAACAUUAAUAUUAAUCGAUAUAUCGUAGAAAAAAGAAAGGAAGAAAAUAAAUUUAUUUAAAGAUAUGCUGUUAAUAAUAAAUUUCUACUAGAAAGCUAUAUAUAUAUAUAUUAUAAUAAAUAGUAUUGUGAAUUUUUUUUUACAUGUAAUUCAUUACAUAAAAUUAUCAAAUUUUUUUUGAGAAAUAUUAAUGUUGCGUGAAUAAAUAUUUAAAUAUUCAUUUUUUGAGGCAAUAAAGAGGAUGCUGUCUAUUCAAAUAAUUAAUACUCAUGAUAUACAAAUAUCUGCAUACGCGCACGCUUUAAGUAUGUCAAAUACUAGUGCAAUCUCUUAAGAUGUAAUUACAGGAUAUCUGGUAUAAUUCUUUUCGAUUCAGCUAAAUUUGCAUACAAUAUUCUAAUAUUUAUGUAAUAUUUAAAGACGUAGAUAAAAAAAUGUCGAUAAAAAAAGAUAGAUUUUCUUCGAAGAUGAACGGCACGCAGCACCGGAGAAGCGCCUUUGUAAGAAUAACAAAAAUAAAAAUAAAAAUUUUUAAUGAAAAAUCUUGAUACUAUAAGAUCGCUAGUUGCGAUUUUUCAGAAUGUAUCUCAUCAUUACGCGUAAGCGAUAAGUUUUGAUAAGACAACUUGUUAACGAUCGACGUCGUUCGUAUAUAUGUAUAUCGUACACGAUCGUCGAACAUAAUCUGAAAAAAGUACAAGGACGAUAAUGAACGAACACAGAGAGUCAAUUAUUAUCGCGCGCGCCACAAAUCUUGACGAGCCUGUAGGAAUGAAGCGCAGUCUCUUUGUCGCGUCUUGUUUGUUGUUAUUUUAUUUUAAUCGCGGCACGUGGCAUCCGGAAAGACGUCCCACGUUUACCUCAGCCCACGUGCAACACUAAUCUCACGAUGUAAAUAAUGUUAAAUAGAAACGAGCGAGAAAAAGAGAGACGGACUAGAAUUUAUUUAUUUCACACUUAUCGCAAAGGGACCAACCGACUUUCCACCGAUUUCUGUCUUAGGUAGAUCUUAGGUGUCCUGCCCGCCAAUCGCCUUCAACUAAUCGCUCGUAGUUAGUUACUAUACGGUUUCGAUCGCGAACACACACGAAAGGAUCUUGUCGGGAUGUUGAAACGGUAUAAGGAGAAAUGAGAAAUCACGAAACGAAGGGGAAAACACGACAUGGGAAGAAAAUAUUAUCGGCGAAAACGACGGCGGAAGACACGUUUACGAUAUUUAUAAACUAUUAAUGCAAUUUAUUGUAAUAUCUAGUAAACGUCGACGUUGUGUUAAUACUCUGUCUUCUAAAAUCCCGUCUUCCAUAUCGUCGCUCUUUUUUUUUUUCAUAUCCUCUUCGUCCUGAUAUCCCAUUCAUGCUUCUAUUCUUCGGUAUGUAACUCAGCGACUCGAGUGCCUUGUCAAAUGGGUCCAAAUUGGUCGAUUGGGCAGUGAUUUCAUGUGUUCAUAGUCUUAAGAGACAUAAGCGUUUAAGAUGACGAUAUCGAGCUCGCUUAGGAAAUGGAAAAAUGUUUAUGAGUUCACGUACAAGAUUAUAAGAUUUAUUCAAAUUAAUUCAACUUUUUAUUAAGGCUAGUUAGAUCGUUAUAAGUAGCUUUCUUGUCUUUAUAAUUUCAUUUCUGUUUGACGCAGGACGUCACGUUCUUUUUUCUUUCUUUUCUCUAGAUAGGCAUUAUAUAUUACCUAAGGUGCCUCGAAGAAGGACCUCAACCUCUUUUUUGCUCCUUAACAAUUUUUAAAACCACUUCGAACAUGCUCGAAAAUGUGACUUUAAAGUGUGACGAAAAAAAAUGAAUUGAUUGAUUGACGAGAGAGAUACAUAUAUCUGAAAACUUAUUAUUUUCAAUGUGAAUACAUACAUUCCAAUGUAUACAUACAUAUGCAAAGUUGCCGAAAGUAUAAAAAUUACUUUAACGCGCCAAUUAAUCGAAUAAUUGUAAGGAGUCAGAAAUGCAAAAUAAGCAAGAUAAUAAGAUAUGUUUAUUAUACGGACUAUAAAAAUUAAGGUUCUAGCAAAGUGUAACUUCGAUACAAUCACACCAAAGACAUUUUCAAUAAAAAUUGUCAAAUAAGAUUAAUUACACAGCAAAUGCAAUUUUAGUUUUUAAAGAAAUACGAAGAAAUUUUGGACAACAAGAUUUGUGUACAUAAGUUUUAGAAUUGCGCGCACAAUUGUACUUGAAAAAUAUUUCAAUUUUAAUAUAUACUUAACUGCAUAACAUAAAUAUGUUAUCUGAUUACAACGCGGAAAUAAAUAAAGCGACUACAUAAAAACUUUUAAUACUGAUGUACGCUGACAGUAAAUUUAUCUCAUCCGAGUUCUGUGGUAAUAGAAUUAUUCUGUAUAAAUAAAAAUUAUACAAAGACGUAAAUUCUUCUCUCUAUCUCAAAGUGUCUUUGUAUCUAUCAAAUUAUGAAACGAAGCGUGGAGAAAUCAUCGCGAUCAAAAUUGCUGUUUAUUCUCGUAAUUGCAAUCUCUCGGGGUGGAGACUAAUCGAUCGGUAUAUUUUCUUUGUUCUACUUUUUUUCACGAUGUUCUUAUCGUGACGAAGAAGCGUACAUCGUAACGGAGCAGAAAGGGAGGUUAGAGGGGUGGUGUGCGCUCUCGCAAAGCCAGGCAGACAAUGGCCAGCACAAAACACAGUGAACGUAAUGUGAUACUAAAUGAUAAUAAAGCUAAAGUAAUUAUUGUUUAGCGCGCGACGCCGCGGCGUUCUCGUGAUCGACAGGCGCGACGACCCGUCGUCGGCUCUCGAUGUGUGACCACAGAAAGAAUCUUUGCAAUCGCGAAGGCGGGAGGAAACCGAUCGAGGAAUGAUCUUGCGAGUCGCCUAUAAUAAUUAGAUAAGCACGAUCGGCUUUGUCUCACCGUUUCCCUUUAUCCCUCCCUCCCCGCCCCCUCCUUCUUAUCGCGCGUUCCCGACAUUCAGUCGUUCCCUCUUCUCGAGCCGUAUAAACGCACUAGGAUUACGCAUUAUAGAUUAUUUUAUUGUUAAUUAAUUAUGGUUAUAGCGCGCCCACACCCAGAUGUCUCUCUCGGGACUGUGUCCAUAUCGGCGAGGAAAAAAAAAAAAAGAAAGAAAGAUAAAGAUAUCGAAUUUCGCUUUUGACAGUGGAUCGGAAAUGUAGAGGAAGAGGAUAUUUAGGAUAAUUUAAUGCCAAACCGAUCGAGUUAAUAAAUUGAAUGAUUUAGGAACUGAUAAAAGUUUAAGGAUGUAUGAUUGGCAUAUAAAUUUGUAAAAAUAGCGAAAAAUGUUCAUUUGCUAUGAUUCUCUUUAUCACUGUUUUGCGAAGAUACCGUUUUCUUUUCCUCAUCUCGGACAUCCGGGUGAAAUUUUGUAGAUUUUAAGCAUCUUUCAAGCGAAGCGUGAGCUUCGUGUGCUUUCUUAGUGUUCAUAGAUUUACGAAAAAUAAAUUAAUUCAGAUGGAAAAACUAUGUACGACAAGAUAAAAGAAAGCGAGCGUAAUCGAACUAGUA
Cataglyphis hispanica is the source of this 8522-nucleotide messenger RNA. RefSeq names its product transcription factor Ken 2 (gene ken). Bases 3216 to 4670 code for a protein of 484 amino acids. The record is from RefSeq and is a predicted model, not a curated record. The transcript has 6 exons. Lineage: Eukaryota; Metazoa; Arthropoda; Insecta; Hymenoptera; Formicidae. Gene Ontology annotation, molecular function: protein binding; RNA polymerase II cis-regulatory region sequence-specific DNA binding; DNA-binding transcription factor activity. Gene Ontology annotation, cellular component: nucleus. Gene Ontology annotation, biological process: regulation of transcription by RNA polymerase II.